Molecule: messenger RNA, 2398 nt
Organism: Penaeus vannamei (Pacific white shrimp)
Lineage: Eukaryota; Metazoa; Arthropoda; Malacostraca; Decapoda; Penaeidae
Source: RefSeq, a predicted model, not a curated record
AUACGUGGAGAGCAUAAUGUUGGUCGAUACUUGGCAAGGCUUGCGGAAGUAGGUGCUCCAACUUGCAGACUGUAUGAGUGCCUUUCUAAUCCAAUCUUUACUGUCCAAGUUGAUGAGUUGUUGGACCAGUGUCAUGGAAAGCUAACUUUAGGAAACAAUAAAGAAAAGGCUGGUUUCAUACACGAGCUUAAUUCAAGAUUGGGUGAUAAAGAAUUUCUUGUUAAUUCAGACCUAACUUUAGCUGAUGCUGUGAUACUAUCUACUCUACUGCAGCUGCGUAUGUUGGAGUCUGCUCCUUCUAAUGUUCAAAAAUGGAGCAAGGGUUGUCUUAUAUUACCUUAUUGUAAAAAUCUAAUCUAAAGUUUUUUUUCCAUUCUGUAAUGAUGUAUAUCAAUUAAAAUUAUAGAGCGAAAAUGUUUUGUUUCUCUCUUUUGUUAAACAUUUAUUUUCACAGAAAUGUAUGACAUAAAUGUGGGGAUUGGCAGUCUGUCUACAUGAGCAUCAUAGAUUUCUUUAUUCUUGGUUGGGCUUAAAGUUGUAUAUUAAACUUUCUGUGAAGUGAGGUACUCCUUGAAAUUAUAAUAAACUUAGCCAAAGUAAUCAGUUUUUUUGUAAAUUCAGUAUGCUUGUGACUUAAUGGUAAUCCUUGUCAUAAGGAUUACCAUUAUGAAUGGAGCUGGUAAAAGUAAAGGCAAGACUGAAAUUGAGAAAACAAAUUUUAUGUUGCCUGAUGUGUAUUGUAUUUAUUAUUCAUGCAUAUAAGUGUGCUUGCACCUUUAUGUAAUUAUGUAUGUACAUUGAUUUUAUAUUUAUUUUUUGUAUGUGCUUAGUGUACUGGGCAAUUGAAAGAACUGGGAUGAAGAAAAAAGUUGUCUUUGAGAAUUUUGGGUAAUUAAUUCACAAUUAUUGAUUUUUACAAUUAUCUUUUAAUUUAGUUACACCAUAUUAUAGACAAUGAUAGCAGUCUGUCUUUCCAUUAACCUGAUACUUUCAUGUAAAUUGCCAUUGGUUUCUGUGCCACAACGUAACUACAUUUAGGAGCUGACAAAUUCAUCUAGUGUCCCUCCCUCAGAGAAGAGCAACUGGAAUUUGGUUGGUUAAGUGUGAGAGUAGUCAUGCUCAGAUGUUGGCCUCAGUGAGUCUGUUCAACUUUAAAUUUUCUUUUCCUAAUUUUAUAACAUAAUAUAUGACUCUUAUGAUGAAUUUGUCACCUAGAAGACAAUAAUAGACAAUAAGUUGCACAAAUUACUGACCAACAUGACAUAAUAGUUACAUAAUUGUGAUUGCAGAAAGUGCAGAGGAAAUUUUGGGGGACCAUCAUUAUUUUGAGAAAUCAAGAGAAGUAUAGGUGGCCCUGAAUGGGUUAUAUAUAAUUUGUUUUGUUUUGAUUUUUUAUUUGUUCAUCUUUUUAAGAUCACAACAAGUAUUUUAUUUAUAAAACUUCAUUCACUUUUUCUGUAUUGAGAAAUUGAUGAUCAUUCCCCAUGAAUUAAUAAAUUACGUCAGUGUUUUCCUAUAUUUUCUGCCCUGCCUGAUUGUAUAUGUAAAUGUCUGCUAACCUACUGUAUAAUCUAUAUUAUAACUAUUUAAACAACUAUUAAAUCCUAUCCAUUACCUAGUAGGAAUGCUCAAAGAAUUUUAGAAAUACUCAUAUAUAUAAAUAUAUAACAUGAUAAAAUGUUUAAUGAGGUAAACAGGAGCAAGAAUAGGGGCCUUUAAUAAAGGAAUUAGAAAUGCAAAUGGUAUUCUUUAUAGAAAAUGAACAUUUUAUAUUACCAAAGUGCUCUAGGUCAGGAUGAAGUAGAAUCAUUAUAUAAGGAAAAUUUCAUUAUUAUAUUGUUUAAUAUAUUUUGAUCAUAAUUGGUUUUCAAUUGAGUUUUGAAGGCUGAAUAUUGAAUCUGAAGUUCUUUUUAAUGUUUGAACUGUUAUGUAAUAUUAGUUAUGACAUUUUACUUUUAUUGCUAUUAUUUAUUUUUAUUAUUUUUCAUUCACCAUUCAAAAUUGACAAAAAAUACAUGUAUUUUAGUUAUUGCCAGUAUUAAAUUUAAUUUUCAAUGUGUAAUCAUGUUAAGGUAUUCCCAGAUUGUAGAAGAAUGUUAAUUCUAGGUUAUUACAUGUUUCAAUUUGUCAUGGGAUAUGCUUGAUUUUUAACAUAUAUUUUGUCACCUAGAUUUGAGAUAAACACAUCAGUCAGGUACUUUAAUUUUUAGAUAGCACAGAUCAUUCUGUAUUUUUUUUCCUUUUUGAAAAUAUCACAAUUUAGCUAAAUGAGAGAGUGAGCAGGUUACACAAAAUUCCAUAUUAAAAUGAUUAAAUUAUUGUGAUGAGCUUCUUAAGUGAAUGUUAUGAAGUUAAUUUUUCUGUAAUCCUGUUAUUAAAGAUUAAACUAUGAAAAGGA